AGCUCUUUUUCAUCCGCCAUGGCCUUCUCCGAGCUCAUGGAUCGAGUGGGCAGCAAGGGCACCUUCCAGUUCCUGAACAUGGUCUUGCUGGGCCUUCCAGUCCUGGGCCUGGCCAACCACUACCUGCUGCAGAUCUUCACAGCUGCUACGCCGCCCCACCACUGUCGCCUGCCCCCCAACACCUCCGCCGGGCCCUGGGGGCUCCCCAAGGGCCUGGAUGGGAAGCCUGAGACGUGCCUCCGUUUCAUAUAUACACCCAACACCAGCCUGCCCAACAACACCCAGGGGGCCACCGAGCCAUGCCUGGACGGCUGGGUCUAUGACCUCCACACCGUGGACUCCAUUGUGACCGAGUGGGACUUGGUGUGUGACUCCAGAAGACUGAAAGAGGUGGCCCAGUCUGUCUUCAUGGCGGGGACUCUGAUUGGGGGGAUUGUGCUGGGAGACCUGUCAGACAGCUCCAGGUUUGGCCGGAAGCCCAUCCUGACCUGUAGCUACCUGCUGCUGGCGGCCAGCGGUUCCGGCGCAGCCUUCAGCCCCAACUUCUCCAUCUACACGGUCUUCCGCUUCCUGAGCGGCUGGAGUGUCUCAGGCAUUGUUCUGAGUACCACCAUCUUGAAUGUCGAGUGCGUCUCCAUCCAGAUGCGGGCCAUCAUGUCAACUUUAAUGGGUUACUUCUAUACCUGUGGCCAGUUCAUUCUGCCUGGCCUGGCCUAUGCCAUCCCCCAGUGGCGCUGGCUACAGUUAACCGUGUCCAUUCCCUUCUUCGUCUUCUUCCUGUUGUCCUGGUGGAUACCAGAGUCUGUACGCUGGGUGGUCCUGUCUGGAAAAUUCUCAAAGGCCCUGAAAAUACUCCGGUGGAUGGCUGCCCUCAAUGGCAAGAAGGAAGAAGGAGAAAAACUCAGUGUGGAGGAUCUCAAAUUCAGCAUGCAGAAGGAGAUCUCCUUGGCCAAGGCCAAGUACAGCAUGGCUGACCUCUUCAUGACACCCAACCUGUGCCGUGUGACCUUCUGUCUUUCUCUGGCCUGGUUUUCCACUGGUUUUGGCUACUACAGUCUGGCUAUGAGUGUGGAAGAUUUUGGAGUCAACCUCUAUGUCCUCCAGCUCAUCUUUGGUGGGGUCGACAUCCCGGCCAAGUUCAUCACCGUCCUCUCCAUGAACCAUCUGGGCCGACACAUCACUCAGGCGGGUGCUCUACUUCUGGCAGGAGGGGCCAUUCUGGCUAUCAUCUUUGUGCCCUCAGACUUGCCAACCCUGAGGACAGUCCUGGCUGUGUUUGGGAAGGGCUGCCUGUCCAGCUCCUUCAGCUGCCUCUUCCUCUACACGACCGAGCUAUACCCCACGGUCAUCCGGCAAACAGGUAUGGGCAUAAGCAACAUGUGGACCCGUGUGGGAAGCAUGUUGGCCCCACUGGUGAAAAUCACAGGGGAGUUGCAGCCCUUCAUCCCCAGUGUUAUAUUUGGGACCGUCACCUUCCUUGGAGGCAGUGCCGCCUACUUCCUGCCUGAGACGCUCAAUCGGCCCUUGCCAGAGACUAUCGAAGACGUGGAAAACUGGUCCUGGCGGGCAAAGAAACCAAAGCAGGAACCAGAAGCAGAGAAAGCAUCCCAGAAGAUCCCUCUGCAGCCUUGUGGACCGGGCCAGGAUCUCAGCUGAAGACAGCAGAGCCCUCCUUUCCCUGCCCUUCAGAAACGAAUCCCAGCCAGGUCUUCGCCUGCCUCUGGGCUCUGGGGGCACCUUGGGAGGCCCUGAGCAGGUCCAUGCUCCAGCCCAAAGGUUUGACUACAGACCCUUCCCAUGCCCCACCCUUGUCCUCAUCCUCCCUCAGCCGAGGCCAUGUCAUUCUUCUGUCCAGCCCUUCCUCACAGGCCACCUUCCCCCA
This is a messenger RNA of Lontra canadensis (Northern American river otter), 1882 nucleotides long. RefSeq names its product solute carrier family 22 member 8 (gene SLC22A8). The transcript has 10 exons. The coding region runs from base 19 to 1656 and encodes 545 amino acids. Gene Ontology annotation, molecular function: transmembrane transporter activity. The record is from RefSeq and is a predicted model, not a curated record. NCBI's taxonomy places the organism in Eukaryota, Metazoa, Chordata, Mammalia, Carnivora, Mustelidae. Gene Ontology annotation, cellular component: membrane. Gene Ontology annotation, biological process: transmembrane transport.